AUGGUCGAUUCCCGUGUAUUAGAAGCCCAAGUAUGGGUCAACAAAACUUAUAAGAAGAAGAUCAAUGACCCAAGCCAAUUUCCCCCAGUCCUUGAAGAUGGAAUUACUGGCUGGAAGACCAUCCACGCUCUCACUCGCGCCUUGCAGUGGGAACUUGGGAUUGAGCAGCUCUCGGACAAUUUCGGGGACACGACUAUGGCAUAUCUCGAAAGCGCUGAUGGGAUCGGAGAGAUGAAUGGUGGAGACAUAGUCCAGAUUGUUCAGUGCGCAUUCUACUGCAAAGGGUAUAGCACAGGUGGGAUGGAUGGGGACUGGGGAGAUGAGACGACGGAGGCGGCAACGCAGAUGUGCUUCGAUGCUGGGAUCAACUCGGGUCAAGAAAUCAAGAAUCUCACACCAAAAAUGCUUAAAGGUCUGUUCAGCAUGGACGCAUACGCGCUUCUCCCGACUGGAACGGAGGCUGUUCGAUCCGUGCAAAAAUGGCUCAAUGGUCGAUAUCUCAACUUUCUCAACUAUUACAUCGUCCCAGCAGAUGGGAUCUUCUCACGUAGCGUGCAACGUGCCCUGUAUAUCGGUAUUCAAUUCGAGAUGAAGCUCAGCCCGACUGCAGCGACUGGCUCAUUUGGACCGGCGACUCGGAAGUUCCUUGAACAGAAUACGAUUCGCUCGGGUCAGCAGGGACCUCUCGUACAAAUCUUCACCGGCGCAAUGAUCUGCCAAAAAGUCAAGCUGACUUCAUCAACCGGUGGCGUAGAUGAGGACUUCACCGGGUUCUCGGAUACGUUCAGAAGCGACACCUCGAGUGCUUUGAUAUCCUUUCAAAAAUUCUCCGAGCUUCCUCAGACUGGCAUAGGUGAUUUUUCAACAUGGUGUCAGUUGCUUGUCUCGACUGGAAACCCUGAUCGGCCAGCGACGGCUUUUGACUGCAGCACUGGUUUGACGCCAAGCACAGCUGCGACAAUGCGAGCGGCUGGGUAUCAAUUUGUGGGAAGAUACCUCGCUAACAAGCCUGGAAGCACUUUCAACAAGAUGAUCCAGCCCGGUGAACUUACUACCAUCUUCAAUGCUGGGCUGCGCGUCUUCCCCAUAUUCCAGUUCUAUGGCGGCGAAGCUUCCUACUUCGACUAUGCCACCGGACGUCGAGAUGGAUUCGCAGCUCACGAGGCAGCUGUAAAUCACGGUCUCCCUACCUCCACAGUCAUUUACUUCGCGGUUGAUUUCGACGCGACGCAGGCCGAAAUCAACUCCAACGUAGAACCAUACUUUAAAGGGGUAGCUGGUGCGCUUGCCAGACGAGAUAAUAAAUACAUCAUGGGCGUGUACGGGUCUCGUAAUGUUUGUUCGGACAUCACUGACCGCGUUGGUGCGAGAUGGAGCUUUGUGUCUGGAAUGUCAAGCGGCUUCUCUGGUAACAUGGGUUUCGCCAUGCCCUCGAAUUGGUCAUUCAACCAAAUCCAGACAACACGUGUCGGCUCAUUGGAGAUCGACAGGGAUGUACACAAAUUGGGAUCUGAUAUGGGUGUUGGGCCAGCGAGCGACACCUCAGCAGCGUCCAUCGACGAUUUCAUCCAAUACAUACGUAAAGUCUACGAGCUUGCCCUCACCUACCGCAGCACCUAUGGAGGACCAUCCAUGGAUCUGAAUGAGAUGGUUCUGAAUUUCCUUCGGAGCCCUCGAUACACCGACAAACGGUGGUGGCUUCUACUGGGCAUUGUUGACGGAUUCGUCUACGAGGGAUGGCUCGGUUUCAUUUCCUGGGCCAAUGGCAAGAUCGUCAAAGUCGAACGUAUCUAUGACCCCACAUACGGUGUUAAUCUCCACGUCGAUCACUUCGCCGCGAGUUGUAUAGGGAUUUAUCUCAAGGGCAAACCACUCGAGCUUGACGGAACCCCACCCGCAACAGGUAUCGCCGACUUUGUCGGCUGGGGAGGGGACUGGAUUCAGCAUUACGGCUUAUGGCAAGACGCUCUCUCACAAGAACCGAUGAAAUGGUACUCGGGGCUAGAGUUCUGCCGUGCGCGCCUCGCCAAAACGGACGAAGAAAUCAAAGCUGGGCGGUUCGAUAGCACGUUCAAACUCCGGGAUCUCCUUGAGGACGUUGCCGGGUAUAACAUUGGGAUGAAUCUUCGAGUCAAGGCACCAGUAGCGACUAACAUCGUCGACGAGAUCACCUACGCCUUCAAAGGCCCUGGCCGACUCACGCGGUAUCGGGACUUUUACGCGAAGCGAUUCAACAACAGUCCGGCUGCUGUCAAGGCGGCUGCCACGAGUAUGCUUCUCCGUCGUUUACCAACCGGAGCAGACGAUUCAAUAGUGAUUUACGUUGCACAGUCUCGUCUGGUGACGAAUCAGUGUGAGAACGCUAUCAUGGCAUGGGAUAUGCCUUCUGAUCGACUAUCUGUGUUUUGUGAUGGCCUGGUGGAGAUGCUCGUGGCAAAGGUCGAGGCGGAGAAGAGGCUAACCUGA
Molecule: messenger RNA, 2466 nt
Organism: Penicillium paradoxum
Lineage: Eukaryota; Fungi; Ascomycota; Eurotiomycetes; Eurotiales; Aspergillaceae
Exons: 1
Coding region: 1-2466 (821 amino acids)
Source: RefSeq, a predicted model, not a curated record